Molecule: messenger RNA, 543 nt
Organism: Helianthus annuus (common sunflower)
Lineage: Eukaryota; Viridiplantae; Streptophyta; Magnoliopsida; Asterales; Asteraceae
Product: disease resistance protein RPV1-like
Exons: 2
Coding region: 1-543 (180 amino acids)
Biological process (GO): signal transduction
Source: RefSeq, a predicted model, not a curated record
AUGGGCCUUGUUGUGGAUCAACUCGAGAAAGCAUUAGAUUAUCAACAAAAACUUGUAUGCCUGACUCUUAGAAUCCUUUCACUUCUUGUUUUUCAACAGGGAUUGAGUGGAUCUUUGCAUGAUGUAUACAUUAGUUUUAGACACCGAGACACCGAAUGCCACAUUGUUGAUGAUAUUUAUGAUGCUCUUCACCAAGGAGAUGUUUCCACUUACAAGGAUGAGGUGACACAAUCCCGUAAUGAGUCAGUACUUCUAAAGGCCAUUGAAAGAUCACGAUUAUACGUCAUUAUCUUCACCAAAAAGUUCGCCAUUAAUUCUUGGUACUUGGAUGAAGUAGCCAAGAUUAUUGACUGCAUGAAAGAAAAAAGACAAUUUCUUUUGCCCAUAUUCCUCAACGUGAGUCGUUCUGACGUGCGGACACAAAAAGGAUAUUUCGGGGAUGUGAUGUCCGAAUAUGACAGACAUCCAAGGAUGGAAGUUUGGAGGAAUGCUCUUGUUGAAGCAACUAAUGCACCUGGGCUGGAAUACUCCAAAUUUCGGUAA